CAUAUAGACAGUUUGAAAAAAAAAAAUAUAAAACUGAACGACAAGCAAGCAACUAGUAACUACAGCAGUUCAGCCGCCACAUAUUCUUAUUCUAUGCAGCCGCCACUGAAUUGUUGUACGUAGGUCGUGGGUACUAGGUACAUUACACUAGUACACACUACACAGUUCCUCACCGAUUUUUUGUCGAUCCAUUAUGUGUGAGAGGUAGUCCAUUCAAUUCCUCUAGAACAUCACUAUGGGUAUCGUCAAUGGCUUUACGUUGAUUCUUUUAUUUGUCGUUUUAAAAUUUGAUGGAAUACAUUCCGUCGACACUACGAUUUGGGGACCCGGUCUCAAUCCAUUGAUUGUUUUACCAGCUCGUUACUUUUACGUCCAGUACGACCAAGAUAAAUUUAAUAUUGCAGACUUUAAUGUGUUAAUAAGUGGUAAAACAAAAAAUGGUAAUACUUGUCGCAUUUGGACAAAUAUCUUGGAUAGAAAAGAUGCAUCAUUUAUAGUACGAUACAAAUUGUAUGAAGUUUGCUAUGAAUUCAACAUAUUAGUUGAAAAUAAAAAAACACUAAAAAAGUACUGGGAUCAUUUUGACCAAGGGCCAAUUUAUCCAGACGAAUGUGACUGCUCAAAAGUAUCAAUAGAUACAUGGCUAUCAAAUACUAAAUGCAGAACUAAUAUCGAACAAAUUAAUAAUGAUCUCAAUCAAUUUAAAAAUGUAAAUUUUAAAACCGUAUUUGGGAAAAUGGCUAAAUUGUAUAGUCAACACCCACACAGCACAAGCGUAUGUCAUUAUGUUGUCAAGAAUAAUUUAAUAUUCCGAAAAUGCUAUGGAGAAUAUACAGGAUUUAAGAUGUUUAUGGAUAAUUUAUUAUUGUCAUUAAAUCGAAAGGUGUUUUUACCAGAUCUGGAGUUUUUUGUUAACUUGGGAGACUGGCCUUUAUCAUCACCUAAAGAACAAUUUCCUUUAUUUUCUUGGUGUGGCUCAAAUUAUUCUGUUGAUAUUGUGAUGCCUACCUAUGAUAUUACAGAAUCAGCACUUGAAAAUAUGGGACGGGUGACCUUAGAUAUGUUGUCAGUUCAAGGUAACAUUGAAAAACCAUGGUCACAAAAAAUUGAAAAAGGUUUUUGGAUGGGUCGUGACUCCAGCAAACAUCGGUUGAAUCUAGUGGAACUUAGUAAAAUAAAUCCAGACAUUCUCAAUGCUUCGAUAACAAAUUUCUUUUUUUACAAAGAAUUAAAAGACAAAUAUGGUCCAGGAAAAAAGCCCAUUUCUUUCUUUAAAUUCUUUGAUUACAAAUACCAAUUAAAUAUUGAUGGUACUGUAGCUGCUUAUCGAUUUCCAUAUCUAUUAGUGGGUGAUUCAUUGGUUUUCAAACAAGAAUCCGAGUACUACGAACAUUUUUACAAUGAACUGAUACCAUGGGUUCAUUAUGUCCCAAUAAAAAGACAUUUAGAUGAUUUGCUAGAUUUGAUAGAUAUUAUGAUGAGCGAUGACAAGACAGCAAGAAAAAUAUCAUUAAACGGUCAAAAAUAUGCAAGAGAACAUUUAGCGCCUCAUAACAUAUUGGGAUAUUACUUACUAUUAUUUCAGAACUAUAGCAAAUUUUUGACCUCAGUAGAAGUCCGUUCCAAUAUGGAUGCAGUGAUAAGUACUCAAAACAGUCCUAACAAAAUAGCUUGUGAAUGCGAACCUGAACCUGAACCUUCCAUGACAAAUAUUAAGAUGGAGCUUUAAAUUUAAGUCAUAAUUAAUCAUUAAUUCCUUUACAGUAAAAAAUUAUUGAUGUAUAAUUUGUUUUUUUAUCCAUUUUGAAAACAAUAUUUGGAAAUGGAUUAUAUUAGAAAUUUAACACAUAAUUACAUUUUAUAUAUUAGCAGAUAACCAUAUUAGUAACUAAAUGUCUGAUAAUUGAUUCUGUUUGAAUGUGUGAUUGUAGUUUAUUGUUUAUUAUGUAUCUCAUUUAUUAAUAACCAGUCUCCUAAUUUUAUUAUAUUGAAUCUCAUUAAAUAUUUAUUCUUGCCUACUUAUUGAAAGAGCUUAUUAUGGUUUGUAAGGAAUCAGUAUAGGUUAUUAUUUUUUUAAUUUUAUAUUAUACUAUACUGAAUUAUUUAUUAUGUUUAAUUAUUCAAGAGCUACUUUAUUUAAUAACUC
Molecule: messenger RNA, 2146 nt
Organism: Acyrthosiphon pisum (pea aphid)
Lineage: Eukaryota; Metazoa; Arthropoda; Insecta; Hemiptera; Aphididae
Product: protein O-glucosyltransferase 2
Exons: 8
Coding region: 236-1729 (497 amino acids)
Cellular component (GO): endomembrane system
Molecular function (GO): glucosyltransferase activity
Source: RefSeq, a predicted model, not a curated record